CGGGCUCUCAUUUGUGGGGCGCCGUGCUUUGCUCCCACGCAGAACAAGGUGCAGCUGCUGCUGUGCAUCACCACCAGCGCCAAAGCGGACGUGUACGGCGCCAUCAAGAAGCUGUGCUGCGUGCACGCCCCGGUGCCCUCGCAGGUCAUCAACGUGCAGACCCUCGUGGGGCAUUCCUCCAAGCUGAGGAGCGUGGUGCAGAAGGUGCUGCUGCAGAUGAACUGCAAGCUGGGCGGAGAGCUCUGGGGGGUGGACAUCCCGCUGAAGCAGCUGAUGGUGGUCGGCAUGGACGUGAGCCACGGCAAAGGGACGCGCUCCGUCAUCGGCUUCGUGGCCAGCAUCAACCAGGUCCUGACCAGGUGGUAUUCCCACGUGGUGUUCCAGCUGCCGCAGCAGGAGAUCGCCGACAGCCUGCGCCUGUGCCUGGCCAACGCGCUGCAGCACUUCCACGAGGUGGGGGCAGAGCCGGGGCUCUCGGGGCCGGCCGCCAGCGAGCGAGCAGCCCCGGCAGCCUUUGGCCUGCGGCUGGGAGCCCCGCGCCAGGCUCGGCCUUAUCUCGCCGCUCCCGGGAUCGCUUUGCACCGGGAAGUGCCACGUGCACCCUUGGCUUGUCACCCAGCCCUGUCCCGUUGUCCCGUGCUCCCGGCACGAGGGGCGGCCGGGCCCCUGCCGGCCUUGUUCAUUCCUCAUGUACCCCACACUGUCACUUUGGGGGCUGACCCCAGUGCUGCCGGGGCUCACAGUGCGUCCAUCCAUCCGUCCGUCCAUCCGUCCAUCUGUCCGUCCAUCCAUCCGUCCAUCCGUCCAUCCGUCCAUCCAUCCCACCAGCUCAGAGCUCAGCCUCGUGCUGCGCCGAGCAUGGAACAGCAUGAGGGCAAGGGGGGGGGNUGUCCUCUGGGCGCUGCCCACAGGAUCCUGUGGCACAGUAGUGGAGGGGACGUGCCGCCCGCCGCCGCCCCCCCUGGCAGAGCCUCAUCGCUACCCCCCCCUGAGCUGUGCCCUCCUGGGCCUGGACCCCAACCCACAGCGCCGCCGGGCCCCCCCCAGGCUGCCAGCAGGCAAGCACCCAGUGCGAAGCCAGCACCGAAGGGAACAGCUGUGCCCGUGGGGCUGAACUUGGUGCAGAUCCACUGCCAGAACGACGCCGUCUACCAGUACCACGUCACCUUCAGCCCCGAAGUGGAGUGCAGGAGCAUGCGCUUCGCCAUGCUGAAGGAGCAGCGGGCGGUGACGGGGGACGUGACGGCGUUCGACGGCUCCAUCCUCUUCCUGCCCAUCCUGCUGCCUCAGUCGGUCAGCCUGAAGGCGCGCAGGAGGACGGACGGGGAGGAGAUCACCAUCGUCAUCCAGAUCACCAAAGUCCUGGAGCCCAGCUCCGACCUCUGCAUCCCCUUCUACAACGUGCUGUUCCGCAGAGCCAUGAGGAUCUUGGACAUGAAGCAGGUGGGGAGGAAUUUCUACGACCUGUCGCAGGCCAACGUGUUGCACCAGCACAGGCUGCAGAUUUGGCCGGGCUACUCGGUCAGCAUCCGCAAAAAGGACGGCGGGCUCUUCCUGAUGGUAGACACGGUCCACAGGAUCAUCCGGAGCGAAUCCGUGCUGGAGUGCAUGCACGCCAUCUGCAAGCAGAGCCCCGGCGGCUUCCACGACGAGUGCACCAAGCAGCUGGUGGGCAGCACCGUGCUCACCCGCUACAACAACCGCACGUACCGCGUCGACGACAUCGACUGGGACAAGACCCCCCGCGACAGCUUCACGCUGGCCAGCGGCGAGGAGCUCAGCUUCGUGGAUUACUACAGCAAAACGUACGGGAUCACGGUGCAGGAGCUGGACCAGCCGCUGCUCAUCCACAGGCCCAAGGAGAAGCCGGUGCCGGGGGGCAGGCCCCGGCUGGACAUGAUCCUGCUGGUGCCGGAGCUCACCUUCCUGACCGGCAUCUCGGAGAUCAAGAAGGACAACCGCGUGCUGAAGGACGUGAGGAGGGAGAUGCUGCAGAGCCCGCAGCAGCACUACGAGUCCCUGUGCGGCCUGCUGCGUCGCAUCCAGUGCAGCCAGGAGGCGUCGCACGAGCUGGCGCGCUGGGGGCUCGUCCUGAGCCCCGACAUCCACAGGACCCAGGGCCGCAUCCUGCCCUCGGAACGGGUCAACCUGCGGCACGGCUCCUUCUUCCCCGCCGAAGACGCGAGCUGGAACAAGGAGGUGGUGCGGGAAGCCGCCAUCUCCACGGUGAGCGCGCGGCCCGGCCGGCUCGCUGCCCGGGAACAACGCGGCUUUGUUGGGGAUUUGGGAUGGGUUCUGUCGGCGCUGGCUCCCUGCUGCCCCGUGCCUGUCUGCACGCGGAGCCGUGUCCUGGCCGCGGUCCUCCCCUUUAUUUACUCUGGCUUCGCCUCCUGGCUCGCUUCUCUGGAGGGAUGUGUGGACGAGGUGUCUGCUUCCCCACCUCCACCCGGGCCGCAGGAGCUGGGCGUCGCGUUUGGCCCCCCCUAUGAUUUGGGUCCCCCGUGA
Numida meleagris (helmeted guineafowl) is the source of this 2505-nucleotide messenger RNA. Its product is annotated as piwi-like protein 2. Gene Ontology annotation, biological process: regulatory ncRNA-mediated gene silencing. The coding region runs from base 217 to 2505 and encodes 762 amino acids. The transcript has 15 exons. The record is from RefSeq and is a predicted model, not a curated record. NCBI's taxonomy places the organism in Eukaryota, Metazoa, Chordata, Aves, Galliformes, Numididae. Gene Ontology annotation, molecular function: piRNA binding; protein binding. Gene Ontology annotation, cellular component: P granule.